CGACUGGGUAAUAUUUUAAUGGAGGGUGAAAGACCGAAAUAAUUCAUGAUACAUCUUGAAAGAUUUAUCUCAGUUCUAUCCACCAUGGACAAUACUGUACCAUCUGUUUUGGCAGCAAUGCUGACAUGGGCCACCAUGUACAUUCUCCUGUGUGUCAUCUACUCAACUCGAAGCUAUGAGUGGCAUGUCCGUCUGGUCACCAUGGUCCAUGCCACCCUGGUCACUGGUCUCAGCUGGAUCUGUUCUUAUAAUUAUGGCCCAUGGCCUUUCACUGAUGCUGGAGGAGUGAAUACUGCUUUCCAGGAAACCAUUGUUACAAUCUCAUUGGGAUACUUCCUCUUUGAUCUCUCGUGGUGUCUCUAUUUUAAGACAGAAGGUCCUGCUAUGAUGUUCCACCAUGUGCUAAGUGUGACAGGACUGUCUGUGACUCUGUACACAGGCUUGUACGGCUGUGAGAUUGUUGCUGUCAUAUUUGGCACAGAGAUUACCAACCCACUGCUGCAGCUACGCUGGUUUCUCAAGGAUUCAGGCAGGUACAACACCAGGUUAGGGGAGCUGGUAGACAUCUUCUUCAUGACACUGUUUGGUACCAUGCGGCUAGGUAUUGGCUCUUACCUGUUGUACACCUACAUGACGAAUCCACGGACAGACUAUAUCGGAAGGACAGGUGGCUGGCUCAUAUACUCUGUUGGCUGGAUUUUCUGGGUCAGCAUCGUUCAGUUUGCCAUCAAGAAGUACAGCAAGAAAUGGCAGGAAUUGAAAACUAGAAAAACAGCUUCCAGUCAGAAGGACUUAACCGACCCGUCAUGUGAUGGCUGCAGGGACUCUGCCAGUGCAGCCUGCGUGCAGCGGGUAAACAAAGUCAUUCAGGAUAUCACCAAAAGUACUGUAGACAGCGACACAGUGGAAGCUAUCAAGAGUCUGUCCAGCGCCAACCAAGACAGCAUAAAGAGGUCCGUGAACACAUAGUGGUGUCACAGAGAAGUCAGCUAUGCCAUUUGAUUAGAGAUUUUUCCACUGGUAGAUCGUGGUUUAGCUUCUGAUUAGGAUGUACAUAAUUACAACGCAUAGGUACAGUUUUAUAUGGAGAAAAUGCAGAUCAAGGAUUUUGAAGUUCUUUACUUUUUAAGUCAUUUUGUACAGAGAUUGUGGUUUACAUGGGACAAUAUCAUUUUAUCCAUUUAGAAUGUUUUAGUAAUCUUUGGAGCUUUUUAGUUCACCUGUAUAAAGUACAGGCAUAGCUUGUGCAUUACGGUGAGUGUCGGCAUCGGCGUCUAAUAACAGCUAAAGUAGUGUUAAGGGACUGUUCAGGGUGGUAUCUCUGAAAGCACUACAUGCAAAGCACAAUAACGCAAUGGGGAUAUUCCAUCACUGAUGCUCGAGAUAUUGAUUAACAUGAAUAAUGAAAUUCAUUACUUGGUCUUUUGUGUAUUAGAAUUGAUGUUAAGGAUGGUAUUUCAAAAUGUACUUGUAUUGAGCCCAGAUUCUGCAUAAAUGUUACAUAAGCAGACAAGUUACAUUUCAUCCCAUCUUUAUUUAAUCAAGCUAGCGAUGUCCAAGGUCAUCUACCUUGAUUUACUGAGCAAUAUUAACUCUUCAAAGCCCUGAAUGUUUUAUUCAUAAAUAUGCCUAAUUCAUGGUCCAAUCAGAUUUCACCUUUGUUAUUGACACUAACAGGAUUUCAAAACUACAUGGGAUGUGACUGUGGUGAGAAGAAUGCGCGUAUGGAGUAAAUGUAUUUCCUACUAGACGUAGAAGUGCUAGUGCAAAAAAGUAACUCCUUGCACAUCGACAUGUGAAGGGUUAUCGAGAAGAUGGUCAUUUUGAGGCAAGAUAGGCUUUAGAAAUUACUUGCAAAACAACAACAUAGGCUACAUCGAUUGGCUGUUUGGCCUCUUUGGCUGUCACAGGUAUUGUGUGAUAGCACAGUGACUUUCUACUGACUGUUUCAAUAAAAGUAGUUUGUAUGAUGUUGUGUCAAGGAAUAAAUCGGACCUGAAAAUACAUGAAUUUGUUGAGAAUCAAGAAAAUACACACUUACAAGGGAUGAUCAGUGAUUUGCUGAAGUUCUGCAUUCAUAUGUUCCAACAGGCCAGUUCUUUGGUUGCUUUUGGUGUCAGAUUCUAAGUUUAGUUAGUACUGUAGCAAAAAAAAAAAACCGUGGCAACUUCAUUUUGUGUCAACAAGAGAAUUUAACAUUGAAUUCUGUCA
Messenger RNA from Liolophura sinensis, 2211 nucleotides. RefSeq names its product TLC domain-containing protein 5-like. The record is from RefSeq and is a predicted model, not a curated record. The transcript has 4 exons. Gene Ontology annotation, cellular component: membrane. The coding region runs from base 46 to 969 and encodes 307 amino acids. NCBI's taxonomy places the organism in Eukaryota, Metazoa, Mollusca, Polyplacophora, Chitonida, Chitonidae.